Molecule: messenger RNA, 546 nt
Organism: Ixodes scapularis (black-legged tick)
Lineage: Eukaryota; Metazoa; Arthropoda; Arachnida; Ixodida; Ixodidae
Exons: 4
Coding region: 1-546 (181 amino acids)
Source: RefSeq, a predicted model, not a curated record
AUGGACAACUGUGGUGGUAGUGCUGAUAAACUGCGAGCAACGUUGUUGAACUGCGUAGAGCAUUUUUCAGGCAACCAUCAAAUGUGUGCUUCCGAUUCGCAGUGUAAAACAGUUGGUCACGUUCUAAGCACUCUCCUUAUCAAGGAUCCCGUGGCUGUGGAACUUCUGACGAAAUUUAUAAAAUCAACAACUGUGUACAAGUUUGCUCAAGAUUUUGUACACUCUAAAAAUACCUUUUUUGUUGAGUCCUUCAACAACACAGUGCUCAUUGUGUACUUAGACAAAAGGAUUCAUUACAAGAACGAGAAUUAUGACCUGAGGCAAAGUCUAGCAGUUCUUGACUGGAACGAGCACGUCGGACGAGAACACACGUCUGUCUACCACAUCGAGGAAUGUCGGCACCCCGGACAGGCAAGGAGGAAAGAAAAGUACGCAAAAAAGAGCUACAGAUUCGUAAAGAGCACUCGCGAACUGCUCUACCGAGCUGCGUCCAUGGAGGAUGUGACCGCCGCACUGUGUGAUGCCCCCGAAAGCGACGGCGAAUGA